Messenger RNA from Verruconis gallopava, 1705 nucleotides. RefSeq names its product 3-deoxy-7-phosphoheptulonate synthase. Gene Ontology annotation, molecular function: 3-deoxy-7-phosphoheptulonate synthase activity. Gene Ontology annotation, cellular component: cytoplasm. Gene Ontology annotation, biological process: aromatic amino acid biosynthetic process. Lineage: Eukaryota; Fungi; Ascomycota; Dothideomycetes; Venturiales; Sympoventuriaceae. The coding region runs from base 212 to 1339 and encodes 375 amino acids. The transcript is spliced from 3 exons. The record is from RefSeq and is a predicted model, not a curated record.
CUCGUCCAGGCCCCGCUUGGACUUUUUUUCGGUCAUGACACAACCAGAGGCGAAAGAAUGUGCAGAGAAAUUUGGUGGCCAUGCUUUGAGUCACCGACAUUUCCUCACGCCUGCACCCGGCACUCUUCUCUUUCUCUAUCUUACAUUUUUCCCUUCUUGACGGCUUGAAGGUGCCAUUUGGCCUGCUCGACUCUUCAAUUGACUUGCAAACAUGCCUGCUCUGGACGCCAGUGGCCAGCUCGAAACAAGUGACGAUGUUCGCGUCCUUGGUUACGACCCUCUCAUCUCACCCGCCCUCCUAGCCCACGAGAUUGCACCCACCAAGGUCUCACUCGAGACCGUUGUUCGUGGCCGACAGGAAUGUGUCGACAUCAUCACGCAAAAGGACGAUCGACUCAUGGUCAUGGUCGGACCCUGCUCGAUUCACGACCCAGACACGGCGCUCGAAUACUGCCAACGCCUCAAAGCGCUGGCAGACAAGCUCAAAGAUGAUCUCCUUAUCGUCAUGCGUGCUUACCUCGAGAAGCCGCGCACGACUGUCGGCUGGAAGGGUCUGAUCAAUGACCCAGACAUCGACGAGAGCUUCCAGAUCAACAAGGGCCUUCGCGUGUCGCGCAAGUUGUUCUGCGACUUGACAGGCAUGGGCAUGCCUAUUGCUAGUGAGAUGCUUGACACAAUCUCUCCUCAGUUUCUGGCCGAUCUGAUCUCCCUCGGCGCCAUCGGCGCGCGCACAACGGAGUCGCAGUUGCACCGGGAGUUGGCAAGCGGUCUGUCCUUCCCCAUCGGUUUCAAGAAUGGAACGGACGGUGGGUUGGGCGUUGCCGUAGACGCCAUUGGCGCUGCGAAGGCGAAACAUCACUUCAUGGGGGUGACGAAGCAGGGCUUGGCCGCUAUCACGCGCACGAAGGGCAACGAAGACUGCUUUGUGAUUCUCCGAGGUGGAACACGCGGCACAAACUACGAUCCUGACAGCAUCAAGGCUGCAAAGGAGGCGUUGGGCAAGAAGGGCCUUCGGCAAGUCAUGAUGGUGGACUGCUCACAUGGCAACUCUCUCAAGGACCACCGCAACCAACCCAAGGUCGCACAGUCGAUUGCCGAGCAGAUCUCCGCCGGCGAGACGGGCAUUGUUGGUGUCAUGAUCGAGUCAAACAUCAACGAGGGUAACCAGAAAGUGCCCCCAGAGGGACCCUCGGCGCUUAAAAAGGGUGUUUCCAUCACGGAUGCGUGCAUUAACUGGGAGACUACGGUCGAGGUGCUCGAGAAGCUAGCCGGUGCGGUAAGAGAGCGCAGAGCAUUGGCAAAAGGCGAGAAGCUCAACGGCAUCAACGGAAGCCAUUGAUUCAUACCCAUUCCUGUAGGCAUCAAGCCUUGAAAAAAUAAAGUUCAAAAAAAUGGUCUCUUGCGGCGACAUGACGUGAAUCAUGGUCGUGUGUGCCCUUGAGACGUAUUGUCGGCGGGCGUGCAUAUAUGUAUAUUCUGAGACAGCAGGAAGGAUUUGAAAGAAGCAUGUGACCUGCAUUUGAUGGCCGGGCAUUUUUGUUAUGAUGCUUUUAUUCUUACCAUUUUCAGAAAAAGUAAUCCAUUGAGAGUCAGAGGUCCUAGUCUAAAGUUGCAGUCAAUAGCACACCAUGAAAGUGCGAUUUCUUUUCUAUGCCCAGGAGUUGCCUGAACGCCAUCAUGUAAUUCUGGAGCGUCACAUAUCAGC